AUGGAUAACGACAUCUGGCGGCACAGCUCAAUAAGUGACUGUGAGCAGUUUGUUCUCAAGGCAACGGAGGGAGAAUCAGCUUCACGGUGGUGGUUUUCUUCAUCGAAGUCGCUGUCUGAUCCGUGGGUGCAAAUUGUAAUAGGCGCCUUAUGCGUUACAUUUUCGAGAGGAAUUCUGAAUGCGCUGAAUGCAUGUGGCGCUUACGGGACAGGAGAUGUCCAGGCGGCAACCAUAGUCAACUUAGGUAGUUCGAUUUCGUUUGCGUUAAUAGGAUGGGCUACUGGGGCAGUUGUGAACGUUGCUGGGUUCCGGUUGGCUUGCUUGAUGGGCACGACUACAACAACGGUCUUUUUGGUCCUGAUAAUGGGUCGGAGUCUUCUUCACGUGGUGCCGCUCGGAGCGAUUUGGGCGAUUGGACUAGUUGACGGAAUCGGAUCAGGGGUACUUUGGACUUCAGUUUCAACGAUAACGAUAAUGUAUCCUCCCGAGAAUAAGAAGGGCUACGCCAACACAAUUCUGUUUGGCGUCUUCUCCACAGGUGCAGCCCUCGGAGGGCUGCUAGCGUUUUCACUCAAUAUUCGCAAUGUUGAACACGUCUCAAACCAAGUGGUUCUUCCCACGAACCAAGUGGUAGUGCCGAGUACGGACGACAACCUUCCGAACUCCGCGGGACCGGCGUCGCUGGGCAUUUCGGUGAAGGGGUACUAUUUCAUGAUAGCCCUUACUUUUGUCGGAGUGUUUCUUGCGACCCUGAUAAAGCCGUACAGGCCGACUCAGCUAUCAGCCGCGAUCCAGGACAGAAGCCCUCUGGACUCCGAAAAUAUGUUAAGCGCCCACUCUUUUCCCGCCAACUCCCUUUCCGGAUUCUUCCCCGGUUGCGCGCCCAGUGGGAUCUCGCAGCCUACAUCGCAGACGCCCUCCCCAAUGAAGAAAGAACCUUCCAGUGCUCCCGCUGCCAAGGCCCGCGCUCAUGAAACGAGCACAGCCGCCGCUCCCCCAACCGGUGCGGUUUUUGACGACUCUCUGUUCUCGUUUCCAGUUACACCCGGCACUUCAUUUUCGGUCCCACCGGGCAAAGUGGAUGUGCGGCAAGACCUGCGGGCGCUGUGGGAGGCAACGCAGGAACGCAGCAUGCAGCUGUUGCUGGUAUUUGCUUUCGCCUCACUCUUCCACCAGACCUACUUGUUCAACGGCCUGAACUACGGGCUGUUCAAUGUACGCACUCGAGGUCUCAACUGCUUCAUGUACUGGCUAGGGCGCAUUCCCGCGGGCGUCAUUCACGGACACGUGGUCGAUGACUUUCGCUUCAGUGUCCGCCAUCGCGCCUGGAAUGCCUGCAGCCUCCUACUCUUCUACGUCGCUCUCGGCCAGGCACUAGUGGUUACCUUCUACCUCACCAUGCCACCCGGCACAUUCGACGUAGCUGGCGACCCCACUUACGCCGCUCUAGCCUUCGCCACCUUCUUCCUUUACGGCGGCCUCGACACCGUCUCACAGUCGCUCGCCCUGUGGCUCUUCUCGGUACUCGGACGAAACCACCCCCAUAAAGUCCCUCACUACGUCGCCGUGUAUCGCUCCGUCCAAGGCUUCGGAGUCGCCAUGGCCUGGCUACUCGACCUCAACCGCCUCAUCCCCUACUCCUGGCAGUUCUCCAUCAGCCUGUUCUUCUGGGUCGUUGCCUUUCCAGGACUCGCCACGGUCCUCCGACGCCUCCCCAACGACGAUGUGAGCCUCUGCCUCCGUGCUUCAGCCCCCCUCUUGUUUCCGUCCCUCUUGUUUCCUAUCCGCCCCGAUUCCGAUCCCUUUUUCCCUCGACCUCGGCCUCUUCGACCGACCUCCACCUUUCGUCCUCACGGCCAUGCCUUAUUAGUGUUCUAUGGUUAUGGGUCCCUCGUCCAUGAUGUCGUGCAGCAGUGCGUGUUGGAAGCCGGCCAGCCACAAAAGCGUUAG
This is a messenger RNA of Gregarina niphandrodes, 1950 nucleotides long. RefSeq names its product putative transmembrane protein. The coding region runs from base 1 to 1950 and encodes 649 amino acids. The transcript has a single exon. NCBI's taxonomy places the organism in Eukaryota, Apicomplexa, Conoidasida, Eugregarinorida, Gregarinidae. The record is from RefSeq and is a predicted model, not a curated record.